AUGCCAGUUUUAGAAAAUAUUUUGAUCAGCUUAUUACAAUUUGUCAAACACCACAAUUUGGAUACUAAUUUAGGAAUAACUUUAUUUAUUCUGUCAUUAUUGAAUCCUCUAAAAAAAAUUUCUAAAUUAGCUUUAAAUAACUUUGAUGUUAAAGAAUAUAAAAAAUUUAUUAAUAUGCUAGAUGAAUCCGCAGUAAAUGAACAGGAUGUUUCCUCAAUAAAUUUUAUACCAACUUCUACUUUACGAAGUGGAAAAAUGAUGCUUAAAAAUUCAAUUGAAGAUUCUUCGAUGAGGGAAGAUUUUUAUAAUCAACUUAAUAUUGAUGACAAAGAUGAUGAUCAGUCAUCAAUUGAUGAAAAUAAAAUCAGUGAUCAGUCUUCUUAA
Molecule: messenger RNA, 384 nt
Organism: Strongyloides ratti
Lineage: Eukaryota; Metazoa; Nematoda; Chromadorea; Rhabditida; Strongyloididae
Exons: 2
Coding region: 1-384 (127 amino acids)
Source: RefSeq, a predicted model, not a curated record